Molecule: messenger RNA, 1070 nt
Organism: Anopheles nili
Lineage: Eukaryota; Metazoa; Arthropoda; Insecta; Diptera; Culicidae
Gene: Tcs3
Product: tRNA N6-adenosine threonylcarbamoyltransferase
Exons: 2
Coding region: 1-1038 (345 amino acids)
Biological process (GO): tRNA threonylcarbamoyladenosine modification
Cellular component (GO): EKC/KEOPS complex; cytoplasm
Source: RefSeq, a predicted model, not a curated record
AUGGUAGUUUCGAUUGGAUUCGAGGGUAGUGCUAAUAAAAUCGGCGUAGGAAUCGUCCAAGAUGGAGAAGUGCUGGCCAACGAACGAGAAACGUACAUCACUCCACCCGGGGAAGGAUUUCUACCAAAGGAAACAGCACAGCACCAUCGUUCCAAGGUGUUGGAUAUUCUAAAACGAGCCUUAAGCGUGUCGGGCAUAACACCGAAAGAUAUCGAUGUUGUUUGUUAUACCAAAGGCCCAGGAAUGGCACCACCUCUUCUGACCGUAGCCAUAGUCGCAAGGACCGUCGCACAAAUAUGGAACAAACCUAUUUUAGGUGUAAAUCAUUGCAUUGGGCAUAUUGAGAUGGGCCGGUUGAUAACGAAGGCUGCAAACCCAACUGUACUUUACGUGAGCGGUGGAAAUACCCAAAUUAUUUCGUAUGCCUGUAAGAGGUACCGAAUAUUCGGCGAAACUAUCGACAUUGCCAUCGGCAACUGUCUCGAUCGGUUUGCGCGUAUAAUCCACUUAUCUAAUGAUCCUAGUCCAGGCUAUAACAUCGAGCAGAUGGCAAAAAAGGGCAAGAAUUACAUUUCGCUGCCGUAUUCGGUGAAAGGUAUGGACAUGAGCUUCUCUGGUAUACUGUCGUAUUUGGAGCAGAAAGCUCGUCCUAACAGAAAGAUGGCCAAAAACAAAUCGAAUGUGGAGGAAAAAUCGUGGACUGACGAGGAUUUGUGUUUUUCGCUGCAAGAAACGUUGUUUGCGAUGCUGAUAGAAACGACGGAACGUGCUAUGGCGCAUACGGGUUCGAAAGAGGUGCUAAUAGUGGGUGGAGUCGGAUGUAACAUUCGUUUGCAGGAAAUGAUGGGCAUAAUGUGUGAGGAACGUGGCGCAAAGCUGUUUGCCACAGACGAGCGCUUCUGCAUAGACAAUGGAGUAAUGAUUGCACAUGCCGGUUGGGAAAUGUUCCGCAGCGGAACGCGAAUGUCCUGGAAUGAUGCGACCAUAACGCAACGUUUUCGUACGGAUGAGGUGGAAGUCACAUGGCGCGAUGAUUGAGUGUCAUUGAGACGAGUAAAAUUUUAAUAAAA